AUGCGCGCGCACCUGCCCCUCGCCCUCGCCGUCCUCGCCGCCUCCGAGGCGGCUGCCGCGGAUUCGCUCUUUUCUCGGACGUCGAACGGCCUCGCACGCGCGCACCAUGCCGCGAUCCGCCGCUCCGCUGGCCUCGCCAGGGACCUCAGGACCGCCUUCCGAGGACUCCUCGUCGAACAGCACGGAAGCACGCAGGUCGAUCUCGUGUCGCACAGCGUCUACUGUGUCAGCGCGCCCAAGUCGACGAGUCCCGCUGGCAAUGGCUUGACCGGCGGAGGCAACGGCACCGCAUCCGCAGGCGGGUCCAGUAGCACUGCCAAAGCCACAAGCACGAAGAAGAGUGGGGCGUCCGCGACGUCGACCAAGUCCGGAGCGAGCGCGACCGCCACUUCGGAAUGGAAGGUGUUCCAGCAAUAUCAAGGCGACGACUUCUUCAACGGGUGGACCUUCUGGGAUACGGCCGAUCCUACCAAUGCACACGAACGCUCAGGCAUCGUCGACUUCCAGUCUCAAUCCGAUGCUGAGUCUGCCAACCUCACCUCCAUCAACUCCGCCGGCAAUGCUAUCAUGCGUGUCGACACCACGGCGGUCGUCACCGGGAACCGCAAGGCCAUCCGGAUUACCACCAACGCCGUCUACACCGGCGGCCUCGUCAUCCUUGACGCAGUCCAUAUGCCGACCGGAUGCGGGACGUGGCCGGCGUUCUGGAGUAACGGUCCGAACUGGCCCGCGGGAGGCGAGAUCGACAUCGUCGAAGGCGUGAACGACUACACGAACAACCAGGCGACGAUCCAUACCAAUCCUGGAUGUUCGUUAGCGACUGACUCGUCGAGCGCGCUGGGCAUCACUGGUACCAUCGUUGGUGGCACAGACUGCGCUGCCGCGGACUCUGGCAACCAAGGGUGCGGUGUCCGCUCGGCCGACACGAGCUCGUACGGCGCCGCCUUCAACAACAUCGGCGGCGGCGUCUACGCCAUGCUCUGGAACGACACCGGCAUCUCCGUCUACUUCUUCCGAAGGUCGAACAUCCCCUCCGACAUCACCUCCGGCGCGCCGAACCCGGCCGGGUGGGGCACGCCCAUGGCGAACUGGCCUUCGACGCAGUGCGACACGUCCAAGUUCUUCUCCCACCACUCGGUCAUCUUCGACACCACGCUCUGCGGCGACUGGGCAGGCGGCGUCUGGUCGUCCUCCGGCAUCCCAGGGCAGGAGCAGAGCUGCGCUCAGCGGACGGGCGUGUCGGACUGCGCGACGUUCGUGAGGAACAACGGGGCGUCGUUUGCGGAAGCAUAUUGGGAAGUCAAGAGUGUGACGAUCUAUCAGACAUCAUGA
Messenger RNA from Punctularia strigosozonata HHB-11173 SS5, 1332 nucleotides. RefSeq lists its product as uncharacterized. The transcript has 5 exons. The record is from RefSeq and is a predicted model, not a curated record. Gene Ontology annotation, biological process: glucan catabolic process. NCBI's taxonomy places the organism in Eukaryota, Fungi, Basidiomycota, Agaricomycetes, Corticiales, Punctulariaceae. The coding region runs from base 1 to 1332 and encodes 443 amino acids. Gene Ontology annotation, molecular function: hydrolase activity, hydrolyzing O-glycosyl compounds.